This is a messenger RNA of Fulvia fulva, 1119 nucleotides long. RefSeq names its product Eukaryotic translation initiation factor 3 subunit H. NCBI's taxonomy places the organism in Eukaryota, Fungi, Ascomycota, Dothideomycetes, Mycosphaerellales, Mycosphaerellaceae. Bases 1 to 1119 code for a protein of 372 amino acids. The record is from RefSeq and is a predicted model, not a curated record. Gene Ontology annotation, molecular function: metallopeptidase activity; translation initiation factor activity; protein binding. Gene Ontology annotation, cellular component: eukaryotic translation initiation factor 3 complex; eukaryotic 43S preinitiation complex; cytosol. The transcript has 2 exons.
AUGGCGGAGAUAUCGGUCAAGGACACUCCCAUCGCAGAGGUGAGGAUAGAGGCACUGGUGGUUAUGCGCAUCAUCAAGCACGCCUCGCAGACAUUCCCAACACCAACGACUGGCUUCCUGGUCGGUAUGGACCAUGGGUCGCAGCUCCAAGUCACCAACUCGUUCCCGUACCCAGCCGCCGUCGCAGAGGCGCAGGCAAACACAGAUCCAUACCACCAACAAGACGCAGCGGCGCUCGCAGCAGCAGCCCCCCGUGCAAAGAGCAACGUCGCAUAUCAGGCCGAGAUGGUCAAGUUCCUGCGGGAAAUCAACACAGACGCGCAGAGUGUGGGGUGGUACAUCAGCACGAGCAUGGGCAACUUUGUCAACCAGAACUUCAUCGAGAACCAGUCCUUCUUCCAGCGCGCCACAGACGAAAAGACCGUGGCACUUGUUUUUGACGUAUCUAGGAGCAGCCAGGGCAGCUUGUGCUUGAAGGCAUACAGAUUGUCACCAAGCUUCAUGGCUGCAUACAAGGAGGGCAAGUUCACCACCGAGAGCAUCCAGAAGUCCAAGCUACGAUACCAAGAUAUCCUUGUGGAGCUGCCACUUCAAGUCCACAACUCUCACCUCCUGACUGCAUUCCUCCACCAACUACCACAGCAGCCACCACAAAAGUCCGAGCUCGAAUUCCCAUCAUCUCUUGCCGAGCUUUCCCGGGACCCCAGCAUCACAUCCACGCCACUUGCACCAAACCUCGAAAGCCUGGAUCUUUCGAUCGAUCCAUUCCUCGAGAAGACUUGCGAUCUCCUCCUUGAGAGCAUCGAGAACCACCAAACCGAGAACAACAACGCACAGUACUAUCAGCGAUCCUUGGCGAGAGAGCAGGCCAAGAUCCAGCAAUGGCAACAGAAGCGCAAGUCCGAGAACGCUCUUCGUGCGCAACAGAAGCAACCACCUCUCCCAGAAGAUGAGUGGCAAAAGCUGUUCAAGCUUCCACAAGAACCGUCACGCCUUGAGUCUCUGCUUGUUGGCAGGCAGGUCGAGCAGUAUGCCAGACAAGUCGAUGGCUUCUCGGCAACUGUCAGCGCAAAGAUGUUUGGCGUGAAAGGCAACCUUCUUCCUGGCGAGACUGCUUAA